AUGUAAAAUAAUUAAGAGCCUUUAUUCAACAAUGUGAAGAAUUUAAGAAUGUUUUAGAAUUAAAAACAUGAGUUUAUAUUGAAUUUGUAAGUUAUAAAAAAGAACAAAAGAAUAAAAAUACUUAAAUCUAAGAUUUACCACAUCAAAUCUAAAAUAAUAUGGAUCAAUAUUUAGUAUCUGAAUAUAAUCAAUUUGUUUAUCCGAAUAUUCAAGUAUUACAAUUAAUAAUAGUAUUUCGAGAGGAUCAUAUGA
Molecule: messenger RNA, 252 nt
Organism: Paramecium primaurelia
Lineage: Eukaryota; Ciliophora; Oligohymenophorea; Peniculida; Parameciidae
Source: the annotation of a GenBank genome assembly